This is a messenger RNA of Entamoeba invadens IP1, 270 nucleotides long. RefSeq lists its product as hypothetical. The record is from RefSeq and is a predicted model, not a curated record. Bases 1 to 270 code for a protein of 89 amino acids. NCBI's taxonomy places the organism in Eukaryota, Evosea, Mastigamoebida, Endamoebidae. The transcript is spliced from 2 exons.
AUGAAAUCGUUGCUUUUUUUGUUGUUAGCGUUUUGUGUAUUAGGGUAUAUCACCCAGAUUCCGAUUGAUGUUUUUAAAGAAGACACAAACAAUUACAGGCCUCAAGGUGAUGCGUUUUUAGCUCAAGCGAAACGAAACGAGAAGUUCAAAGAGGAUAUGGACAAGCUUAUAAAAGAAGCCACCGAAUCUGUACAGAAGAUGCAAAAAGCUCGUGAGGACAAAGCAAUCAAAGCGCAGCAAGUGAAGAUGAAUGGUGGUUCACUCGUUUAA